AUGGGUUCAGAUCACGAAGAAAAGCGCCAUAAGAAGUCGAAGCGCAAGCAUCGGCACGAGGAGGCUGGCGACAAGAUGGACGUGGACGAGGCGCCAGCAGCCACGGAGACACCCAAGAAGGAGAAAAAGAAGCACAAGGACAAGAAGAGGAAGGAGAGAACAGAAGUGGCAGAAGUUGACGACGUCGAAGCCGAACCAAUUGCAUCGCCUGAAAAGAAGCACAAAAAACACAAGAGUACAGACAAGAAAGAAAAGAAGAGCAAACACCAUAAAUCCAUAACCCUGCCCGAGAAACCAGCAAAGCAAGCAGACCCAACAGAAACACACCAAGCCGUCGUACCGGACGAGAAGGAGUACCCCUUCUUCACACAAACAUUCUCCCAGCGCAUCCCGAUCUGGCCGGCCGCCUUCGACGAGCCCCUCACCAAGACGGCCCGCGAGUACCUCGACCCGAUGCUGAACCGCUACUCGCCCAAGUUCAAGGGCGUGCUGCUGGCCUACAAGAACGUGAACCUGUCGGAUCGGCCGCGGCGCGCGGACCCGGCGGACCCGCCGACGGACGACACGCCGGUGGUGUUGGAGUCGGUUGAGUGCUACGCGCCGCCGUUCGCCUGGCUGACGGCCGACCUGCACCUGUUCAUCCCGUCGCGGGGCGCCUGGAUGGAGGGCGUCAUAAACCUGCAGAGCGAGGGCCACAUCGGCGUGGUGUGCUUCGAGAAGUUCAAUGCCAGCAUAUCACGGCGGAGCUUGCCAAAGGGGUGGACAUGGGUGGACCAGCCGGAUGAGGAGGAGGAGGUCGAGCCAGUCGCCGAGGAAGACCCCUUCGUCGAGGGCCAGGAGGGUGGCGAGGGCAAUGAGGGCAAGAAGGCCGAGGAGAUGCCCCAGCUGCGGAGCUCGGGAUACUGGCUGGACCACAAGGGCGACAAGGUCACGGGCAAGGUGUACUUCCGCAUCAAGAACUUCUCCAGUGGAUCUACGGGCGACUACACAUACCUGAGCCUGCAGGGCACGAUGCUCGAUGACGAGGCCGAGAGGGAAUCUGUUGCGGAGGAGAAGGCGAUUGAGAAGGCAAGGCGUGCGAGGCAGAGUCCUGGGGCGCUUCUGUACCCCACCAUGAGGUUGCCGGAAUUCAGCAUGACGAAACUCAAGGACGUCUCAAUAUGA
Messenger RNA from Diaporthe amygdali, 1164 nucleotides. RefSeq names its product dna-dependent rna polymerase i subunit a43-like protein. NCBI's taxonomy places the organism in Eukaryota, Fungi, Ascomycota, Sordariomycetes, Diaporthales, Diaporthaceae. The transcript has a single exon. Bases 1 to 1164 code for a protein of 387 amino acids. Gene Ontology annotation, biological process: DNA-templated transcription initiation. Gene Ontology annotation, cellular component: RNA polymerase I complex. The record is from RefSeq and is a predicted model, not a curated record.